Cinclus cinclus is the source of this 1199-nucleotide messenger RNA. RefSeq names its product saposin-C-like. Lineage: Eukaryota; Metazoa; Chordata; Aves; Passeriformes; Cinclidae. Gene Ontology annotation, cellular component: cytolytic granule. Gene Ontology annotation, biological process: killing of cells of another organism; defense response to bacterium; antimicrobial humoral immune response mediated by antimicrobial peptide. The coding region runs from base 91 to 534 and encodes 147 amino acids. The transcript has 4 exons. The record is from RefSeq and is a predicted model, not a curated record.
CCCCCGCAGCAUGCAGCUCCUCUAUAAAAGGUGUCAGGACGCAGUCACCCACUGUCAGUCACCUGCUGUCACCGGCUCACUGGGCUCACCAUGGCUGCCACCUUCCUAGUGCUGCUGCUGCUGCUGGGAGCAGCACAGGCUGCGGUCCCCCCACCCUGCCACGGUGAUCCGAUGUCCUGGUGCUGGGACAUGGCUGUGGCCACACGUUGCGGCUGGGAGCAGCAGUGCUGGGACCUCUGGGACAGCCUGGCCCUGGGGAAUGUGGCUGAUGGGGACAGCAUGGCACAGGGCAGAGGGAUUAAGUGCAGCCAGUGCACCAGGGCCCUGAAGAAGAUAAAGGUGCUGGCAGGUGACAACCCUGAUGAGGCGGCGGUGGCAGCAGCAUUGCGGAAGGGCUGCCGACUACUGGGCCGGCCCAUGGGCAAGGUGUGCCAGCAGCUCAUGAACAAGUACCAGGACCAGAUCACUGAGGGGCUGCAGAAUGGAAACAUGCCCCGGGACAUCUGCACUGCCAUGGGCUUCUGCCGGUCUUGAGCACAGUCAGUGCCCAGCUGUAUCCUGAUUCUACAUCCCCUGAUCUUGCACUCUGCAUCCUGCAUCCUGUGUCCUGUGCUCCACAUCCUGCAUCCGUAUCCCAUACCCCGUGUCCUGCACCCCACAUCUUGAUCCUACAUCCCGCAUCCUGCACCCCGUGUCCUGCACCCUGCAUUGCAAUCCCACACCCCCUGUCCUGCACAGUCUUGCAUCCUGAUGCUGAGCCCACAUCCUGCAUCCAUAUCCUGAUCCUUCACCAAAUGUGCUGCACCUCAUGUCCCAAUCCUGCACUGUGUCCUGAACCCUGCAUCCUGAUCCUGAACCCUCUGUCCUGCACCCCACAUCCUGAUCCCAUAUUCCCCCUCUGCGCCUCACACUUUCCACCCCACAUCCUGCACCCCACAUCUGCCAGAGGGGUGGGAGUGUGCUUGGGACUUCUGAACUAUCCCUGCUGCAGCUCUGUAGGUGGGGGUGAGCCAGGUCACCCUAAAGAAGCAGGGGAAAGGCUAAAGAAGCUGCUUCUGCUGGCCCCCAACUCACCCCUCACUGAUUUCUCCACAGGCACAGCCCCAAGUGCCCUCCAAACCCCUACACCCCUCCAGCCCUGAUGCCCCUGCAGCCCAGCUAUCCAACUCCCCUACAAUAAAGUCCCUCCUCUGGCUCCA